AUGUUGGAUCAGAUCAUUCCUGACGCAGAGAGACGAGGUCUCUAUGAUGUUGCACCAAAUACCAACACCCUGGCCUCCACAUCCUUAUUACAACAGGCAAACAGCACUAUUGUUAAGCCGCUGCACGACACCAACAUUGAGAUCAGCAAUAACAACAUUGCCUCAACAUCGACCACAACGACAACGUCAACUACUACCACUUUGGCAACAUCUUCUCCAAUCAUUAUUGAACCAACUAUCACCAGCACCAGAUUGUCUGCUCACGAGACAGAAACAACAAUCAUCAACAACAUCAAUAAUGUUGAGAGCGUUGCCAGUAGUAGUAGUAGCAGCAGCAACAACAAUGGUGCAUCCACUUCCCCGAAUACGGUGGAGUUAACUCAGCCCAAUGGAAGUGCUCCAAAGAAGUCAAACUCUGUUGACAAGACCACCACCUCUGACAAGGUCAAGGCCAACAAGAGAGAGAUACAGUUAGAGAAGGAGGCCGCCAAGGCAGAAAGAGAGGCCAUAAAGUUGGAGAAGCUACAGACCAAGCAGAAAGAAAAGGAGCGCAUGAGACUGGAGAAGGAGAGAGAAAGAGAGCUCCUUCGAGAUAAACAACUGGAGCUACAGAGAGAGAGAGAACUUGCAAGGACAAAAGAGCGAGAGCAAAAGGCAUUGGAAAAGGAGAAACAGGUCCAACAGAAGAAACAAUCAGUUCAAAAGAAGGAGAAGACCAAAGGUCUACAGCUUGUUCAGUCAGGAUUCAAUUCCAUACAAGGUAGAAGGAAGAACAUGGAGGAUGCUCAUAUGUUGAUAGAUAAUCUACAUGAUCUAUUCAAACAUGUUCCAACUGGAGAAGGAGUAUUCUCAUACUAUGGAGUCUAUGAUGGACAUGGAGGAGUUCAUACGGCACAGGCAUUGGAGCCAAUAGUACACAAGUGUGUUGUUGAAUCAAACGCAUUUAAGGAUGCCAACUAUGAGCUAGCUCUAAAGGAGGGUUUCGACUUGGCCGAUAAACAAGUGAUACCAAUAUGUGAGAAGAGUGGAUCAACUGGAGUGGCAUGUUUGAUCACUGGCUCCCAAUUGUACACUGCCAACAUUGGUGAUUCUGAAUGUGUGUUGGCUCGCAUGACUCCUACGUCAUCACCAAAGGCACCCGUCUACGAAUCUGUGCUCCUCACAUACAAACAUUUGGCCAACGACGAGAAGGAGAAAGCAAGGAUAACCGAGAUGGGUGGUAUGAUUAUAUUUGGACGUCUCUUUGGAUCAUUGGCAGUGUCCAGAUCGUUUGGUGACCGAGAGUACAAGGACGGUGAGAAGAAGUAUGUCACGAGCGAUCCAUUCACCCAGGUCGUGGAUCUUACACCAAACGAUCACUUUAUCAUCAUGGCCUGUGAUGGUUUGUGGGACAAGGUGUCAUACGAUGAGGCAGUGGAUAUGUGUUCCAAACUUCACAAGCAAGGCAAGACUGCCACCGAGAUUAGUGAGGCCCUUGUCCAAGACUCGUACGAUAAGGGAUCAACAGAUAAUAUUACUGUAAUAGUUGUUAUCCUAAAUUGGAAAUAG
This is a messenger RNA of Acytostelium subglobosum LB1, 1548 nucleotides long. RefSeq lists its product as hypothetical. The coding region runs from base 1 to 1548 and encodes 515 amino acids. The record is from RefSeq and is a predicted model, not a curated record. Gene Ontology annotation, molecular function: cation binding; protein serine/threonine phosphatase activity. Gene Ontology annotation, biological process: protein dephosphorylation. NCBI's taxonomy places the organism in Eukaryota, Evosea, Eumycetozoa, Acytosteliales, Acytosteliaceae. The transcript is spliced from 3 exons.